Molecule: messenger RNA, 684 nt
Organism: Tarenaya hassleriana
Lineage: Eukaryota; Viridiplantae; Streptophyta; Magnoliopsida; Brassicales; Cleomaceae
Product: 60S ribosomal protein L34-1-like
Exons: 4
Coding region: 76-438 (120 amino acids)
Biological process (GO): ribosome biogenesis; translation
Cellular component (GO): cytosolic large ribosomal subunit; ribosome
Molecular function (GO): structural constituent of ribosome
Source: RefSeq, a predicted model, not a curated record
AGCUGCUUGAGUCGUUUCUGCUCCGGCUGUUGGGGAAGGAGAAACCCUAGACGAAGACGAAGAAGGGCAGCGAAAAUGGUGCAGCGUCUUGUUUACCGGACCCGGCAUAGCUAUGCCACAAAAUCGAACCAGCACCGCGUCGUCAAAACCCCAGGAGGGAAGCUGGUAUAUCAAACCACGAAGAAGAGAGCCAGUGGCCCGAAAUGCCCUGUUACCGGCAAGCGUAUUCAGGGUAUUCCACACCUAAGGCCUGCUGAAUACAAGAGGUCCAGAUUGUCUAGAAACAGAAGGACCGUAAACCGUGCUUAUGGUGGAGUCUUGUCUGGUUCCGCUGUCAGGGAAAGGAUCAUCCGGGCUUUCCUUGUUGAAGAGCAAAAGAUUGUGAAGAAGGUGUUGAAGCUUCAAAAGGCCAAGGAGAAGCUAGCUGGCAAGAGUUAAGCCAUUCUAUUACUACCCCAAGAUAGUUUGUCUUAAUGGUUGAUGUUCUAAUGAUAGGAAUGUCUCUGUUGUGAGAGCCAUCCUUGUGGUUUAUAUUGCUUCUUGUGUCUUGACUCUACAGUUUUGUUUUCGUUUGAAUUGCCAGAGUUUCCAUUUAACGUUGAAUUCAUGUUGUUGAUUAAUUGGGUUUAUGUAUACAUUAUGAAUGUGUUGGAGAAAAGAAAAGAUACGGGUUCCUUUCAUUCA